AUGAUUAAAACAUACAAGCUUGAGAAAAAUAGUUGGUUCAAAAGACUCUACAACCUAAGGAAGAAAUGGUGCACAGCUUUAAGCAAAGACUUCUUUUCAGCUGGUAUACUCUCUUCUCAAAGAAGUGAGAGUACCAAUAAUGCUGUAGGUUUUAAAGCCACAAAAAACACAAACUUCACAGAUUUUUUCAAGAUAUUCAACCAGACAAUAAAAAGAUGGAGGAAAAAUGAAUCUGAUGCAGAUUUCAAGUGCUCAAACUCUCACCCUUAUUCACAUUUACCAUUCUAUGGAAUACUAAAGCAUGCAGCAGAAGUUUAUACACAAACAAUUUUCAGAGACUUUGAAACAGAAUUUACAUACUCAAUUGGCUGCAUAACACUUCUUCAUUUGGAAGUUCAAGGUUACUUCUUUUAUGAAGUGCAGAUAGAGAAUAAUGAAGCAUCAAAACAGAAAGUUACAUACAACUCAGCAGACAACAGUGUAGCAUGUUCUUGCAAAAAUUUUGAGGAAGUGGGGUGGUUAUGCUAUCAUGCUAUACGUGUACUACAGCAACAUUCAGUGACCAGAAUACCAAAUCAGUAUAUCUCAACAAGGUGGACAAAGUUUGCAAAAACACAUUUAUGGAAACAAAGAGAUGAAACAGCAGAAGCAAAUGCAAGGGUACCAGUAAAAUACAUUCCUUGGAGACAAAUUAUGGCAAGAAAAGGAUACAAUCUGAUAUUAACAUGCCAGGAAUACUCAGAGACAAGGAAGUAA
Messenger RNA from Chenopodium quinoa (quinoa), 756 nucleotides. RefSeq names its product protein FAR1-RELATED SEQUENCE 1-like. Gene Ontology annotation, biological process: regulation of DNA-templated transcription. Bases 1 to 756 code for a protein of 251 amino acids. The transcript has 2 exons. The record is from RefSeq and is a predicted model, not a curated record. NCBI's taxonomy places the organism in Eukaryota, Viridiplantae, Streptophyta, Magnoliopsida, Caryophyllales, Amaranthaceae. Gene Ontology annotation, molecular function: zinc ion binding.